Messenger RNA from Scophthalmus maximus (turbot), 1329 nucleotides. It is a transcript of the gene wdr54, whose product is annotated as WD repeat domain 54. Lineage: Eukaryota; Metazoa; Chordata; Actinopteri; Pleuronectiformes; Scophthalmidae. Gene Ontology annotation, molecular function: protein binding. Gene Ontology annotation, biological process: cilium assembly. Gene Ontology annotation, cellular component: ciliary basal body; centriole. The transcript is spliced from 9 exons. The coding region runs from base 1 to 1011 and encodes 336 amino acids. The record is from RefSeq and is a predicted model, not a curated record.
AUGUAUCACAAGGAGAAGAGCAUCCAGACCAAGAACAGCGCCUCGGCGCUGUACAACAACCUGGGCGUGCUGCGCAUCGCCCCGCGGCGCCUCACCUACUUCGCGGUGGUCCACGCCAACGUGGUGAACAUGGUCAGCGCGUCCUGGGACGGCCUGGACUACUCCCACCGCCAGCUGCAGUCCAAGGAGCCCAACGUCGCCACGAGCACGUCGCUCGUCACGCAGGCUGCAUUUUGUGUCCUGCCCUCUCGUGACCUGCUGGUGGUGACCUCUCAGAAAGGCAUCCAGAUAUAUGAAUCCGAUGGCUCCAUCAUGGUGUACUGGCAUGCGCUGGAGACGCCGGACACACCUACGGAUAAGGCUGUGUUUGCCCGAGGGAUAUCAGCAGUUUGGGAGAGUUAUAUUUGUGUGGGUGUUUCUUCUGGAUCAAUUCUCGUAUUUGAUGUUCCCAGUAAAGGCAGUAAUAUAACCUUGUCUGAGGUCCUGGAGGAGCACACGGAGUCUAUCACUGACAUGGCCUCUGAGUGCUCCGGCAGCCAGGAGUGCAUAGCUGAUCUGGUCAGUGCAGAUGACGGGGGCAAUCUGUGUGUAUGGAAGUCUGGGGAGGAAUUUCAGCUGCUUAACAAGAUCCAUGGCUUUGAUAUGAGCUGCUCAUCUGUCAAGCUGUGGAAAGGUACAGUGGUGGCAGGUUAUGGCACAGGCCAGAUACGUCUCUAUGAGGCGGUGACGGGAAUCCUGCACGCCGAGGUCAACGCCCAUGCUCGCUGGAUAUACUCACUAGACAUCGCUCCUUUUUCUGGACUGCUUCUGUCUGCCGCUGAGGAUUCUCUAGUCAGGGUGUGGCACCUGAAUUUGACCCCAGAGUCAAACAGUGUGGAGGUUGCCCAUUUGCACAACGAGUGUGUGACUGACACACAAAUCUGUGGCGCCAAGUUCUGCGACAGCGAUGGCUAUGCUUUCGCAGUGACGGGCUAUGACCUGAGUGAGAUUAUUCGCUACACACAGUCGUAAGACCUUGCCUUCUCUGAGGCAAAGUGUAUGAAUGUGAAUUUGGGUUUCCGCAAGAGGUUGUUUAAAAUAAUCUCCUUUUGUAGGGCAGUCCCCCCCCCCCCCAGGGUUAGAAGGACGUAAGCAUUUAACAAGCAAUGCAAAAGUAAAAUGUUAAUGUUUCUAUACAUAUUUUAAGUACAAAUAUACAUGAAUGUAGCUGAAGAAUGUAAUAAAAAAAACUUGGUUAUUCUGACAUAAUUAUUGUUUCAAACAAUUGUACCCGUGGAAGUUUACAAUAAAGAAAGAUUUUUAAUGUUACACUUCACAAACAGAACAGUA